CUUGGUGACAGGUCUAUCCUUGCAGCAGUGAUAAGGAAUGUGAAGUUGGGAGAUACUGUCACAGUCCCCACCAAGGAUCAUCAGCCUGCAUGGUGUGUCGGAGGAAAAAGAAACGCUGCCACAGAGAUGGCAUGUGUUGCCCUGGUACUCGCUGCAAUAAUGGCAUCUGCAUCCCUGUCACUGAGAGCAUCCUGACGCCUCACAUUCCAGCCUUGGAUGGCACUCGGCACAGAGAUCGAAACCAUGGUCAUUAUUCAAACCAUGACUUGGGAUGGCAGAAUCUAGGAAGACCACACACAAAGAUGUCACAUAUAAAAGGGCAUGAAGGAGACCCAUGCCUGCGAUCAUCAGACUGCAUUGAAGGAUUUUGCUGUGCUCGUCACUUCUGGACCAAAAUCUGCAAGCCAGUGCUGCAUCAGGGGGAAGUCUGUACCAAACAGCGCAAGAAGGGCUCUCAUGGGCUAGAAAUUUUCCAGCGAUGUGACUGUGCAAAGGGCUUGUCCUGCAAAGUAUGGAAAGAUGCUACCUAUUCUCUUCAAAGCCAGACUCCAUGUGUGUCAGAAAAUCUGAUUACCACUGGGGAAAAUCAUUACUAGUAGACUGUGAAUUUGUGUAUUUAAUGCAUUAUGGCAUGGUGGAAUAUAAGGUUUGAAUGCAGAGGGGUGGCUAUGCAUUCCAGUAAGGAAUGUGAUAAGAAUAUAGACCACAGGAAAACGAAGAAAAGGAGAACCGAAUGGAUUAGAAUGGGUGACAAAUGCAG
This is a messenger RNA of Castor canadensis (American beaver), 760 nucleotides long. The record is from RefSeq and is a predicted model, not a curated record. NCBI's taxonomy places the organism in Eukaryota, Metazoa, Chordata, Mammalia, Rodentia, Castoridae.